Hibiscus syriacus is the source of this 1304-nucleotide messenger RNA. RefSeq names its product E3 ubiquitin-protein ligase RGLG3-like. The record is from RefSeq and is a predicted model, not a curated record. NCBI's taxonomy places the organism in Eukaryota, Viridiplantae, Streptophyta, Magnoliopsida, Malvales, Malvaceae. The transcript is spliced from 13 exons. Bases 60 to 1271 code for a protein of 403 amino acids.
GAAUCUUCAGCACUGUUUGUUUUUCUUUUCCAUCUCUUCAUCAGAGAAAAGAAAAAGGCAUGGGAAAUACCGAAUCAGGAUAUGAUGACACUUCUCACUCUGAUUUUUGGCAUCAACCUUCUUAUGAACCUUCAUCUGUAGCAGGAACUUCAGCAGAUCGAAACCAUCAACCCAGACAGCAAGCCCCAUCUAUACCUGACAGUUUCAGCUCAUUGGAUCAGGUUAUUUUAGCAUUGAGAGAGGCAGGACUUGAAUCAUCCAAUUUAAUACUUGGUAUUGACUUCACAAAGAGCAAUGAGUGGUCAGGGAGAUAUUCAUUCAACCGAAGAAGCCUUCAUGCUAUUGGUGGCUCUCCCAAUCCAUAUGAGCAAGCAAUCUCUAUAAUUGGUCGUACUUUAUCUCCUUUUGAUGAAGAUAAUUUAAUACCUUGUUUUGGUUUUGGUGAUGCAUCAACACAUGAUAAAUACGUAUUCAGCUUUUAUCCGGAUCACCGACCUUGUCAGGAUUUUGAGGAAGCUCUUGCACGGUAUAAAGAGAUUGUUCCACACAUAAAGUUGGCAGGUCCAACUUCAUUUGCUCCAAUUAUUAAUGCUGCAAUUGACAUCGUGGAUAGCAGUAAUGGACAGUACCAUGUUCUUGUCAUUAUCGCAGAUGGACAGGUUACAAGGAAUCCCGACGUACCGCAUGGAAGGCAUAGUCCACAAGAACAAGCAACUGUUGAUUCCAUUGUUGCUGCUAGUCAUUAUCCUCUCUCGAUUAUUUUGGUUGGAGUGGGGGAUGGACCAUGGGAUUCAAUGCGACAAUUUGAUGAUAAUAUUCCACACCGCGCCUUUGACAACUUCCAGUUUGUCAACUUCACAAAAAUCAUGUCUGAGAACACGCAAACUUCGAAGAAAGAAACAGCCUUCGCUCUCGCUGCCCUCAUGGAAAUUCCGUAUCAGUACAGAGCUACCCUGAAUAUUCGUUUUGAUAAUCGAGAACUAGAAUAUGGACACGAAAGACCACUUCCGCCUCCACUAGAAGUGAUUGAUCAUGACAAUGCCGUUCGAUCAAUCCCACGCAUGACAAACUAUGAAACAGUGCAGCCAACAGUCCCUGCACAACCUGUAAUAAGUUCUGCAGCAGAGCCGCUCUGCCCUAUCUGCCUGACAAACCCAAAGGACAUGGCUUUUGGAUGCGGUCACACGACUUGCAAGGAUUGUGGGGUGACAAUCUCAUCAUGUCCGAUGUGCCGGCAGCCGAUAACGACGCGCCUGAGACUGUAUACCUAAUAGAGAGAGCGAAUUUUCCGUUGAAGCAUAUUC